GUUAGUUGGUGAUCUUCCGCCGAGAGCGCAGCACGCAUAGAAAUCCGCAGUCGCAGGAAGCAGGGAAACCAAGAGUUGGCAACAACUUCCCGUGGCUCCCAGCCCGUUUGUGUGUGCUUCUGUUUCGACCUCUUCCGCGACUUAAAAUCGGCUGUAACGCGCCUAACAGCCCUACAAUCCAGCCGUGUAUUCGAAAACGCAGAUAAUUGCAUAAUUACAAGUUUUUCAAAAUAUAUUCAAGAGUGCUGCGAGUGCGAAAAUAAAUGAGAAUUCGUUUCCGAGUCUGCUGAAUCAUCGCAUAUAGACAGCACCACAUAUACAUAAAUCAAUUUUCGUAGCCUUCGCGCCGUCCACGUCAUCAACGAAAAAUAUAAACCCAAUUUUCGAAUCCAAUCGAAAAACUGAAAAACUAACCGUAAAUAAGUGCGAAAGAACUGCGCCGAAAUGUCAAAGAAUAACGGAAAGGGCGGCAAAGGUGAAUUCGAAUUCCCGCAGCCAGCGAAGAAGCAAACCUUCUCGCAAAUGAUCUACGAUCCCCAGGAUGGAACCUUUUUCGGACGUACCGGCAAAAAUUGGAGUCAGCUGCUGCUGUUCUACACGAUUUUCUACAUCGUGCUGGCCGCCCUCUUCACCAUUUGCAUGCAGGGUCUGUUGUCCACCAUCAGCGACGACGAGCCCAAGUGGAAGCUGCACGAUUCGCUCAUUGGCACCAAUCCCGGCCUGGGAUUCCGCCCCUUGAGCGAGCAGACGGAGCGUGGAUCGGUGAUCUCCUUCGACGGCAAGAAGGAUGCCGAGAGUGAUUACUGGAUCGGGCUGAUUGACGACUUCCUCCGCGACUACAACCACACCGAGGGUCGGGAGAUGAAGCACUGCAGCUUUGGUCAGAAGAACGAGCUCACAGAUGUUUGCGUGGUCAACACCGAACUGUUUGGCAGCUGCUCGAAGGCUAACAACUACGGCUACAAGACGAACCAGCCCUGCAUAUUCCUCAAGCUGAACAGAAUCUAUGGCUGGGAGCCGGAGGUUUUCGAGGAGGAACAAAAGGGUAUGCCAGAUGAUCUGAAGAAGGUGAUCAAUGAGACCAAGAAAGAGGAGCGCAAGCAAAUCUGGGUGAGCUGUAACGGACACAUGGGCAAGGACAAGGAGCACUUCGAGAACAUCAAGUACUUCCCCACCCAGGGAUUCCCCACCUACUACUACCCGUACCUUAAGCAGGAUAGCUACCUGAGUCCCCUCGUCGCCGUGCAGUUCAACUCACCACCAAAGGGACAAAUGCUGGACGUCGAGUGCCGCGCCUGGGCCAAGAACAUCCACUACAGCGGCAGUGCUCGCGAUCGCAUGGGGUCAGUGACCUUCCAGAUCAUCGUGGAUUAAGUCGCCAAUUUGUGAUCGCAACAAACAAAACAGAAAACACUAGCCGUAUUAUUUGUCGAGGAUAUGGCGACCGCGUCGGAGACCAACUACCACCUACCUUACUACAAGAGAUACACACAUAUGCGUACAUAGAUAUAAAUAUAUAUAUUUGAAAUCAAAGCUAGCGACCUUAGGUUCUCAAGUGCAUUGUAUAUAUUUAUACGAAAUAUCGAUCCGACCGUCAAUUGAACUCGAAACAUCUGGCCCAAUUUGAAAAUAGAAAAGUUGAAAAUCUUGAAAUUAAAGUUCAAAUCGUACUCACGCAAUUGUUGUUAUAGCUUUUAGCUUGUCUAUUGCUAUCAGUUAUUAUUAUUAAUAUUUAUCUUAUUAUUUCAUUAUGAAUUCUUGUAAAUUUGAUCAUUAUUUUCUGUCAGUUGUAUUUAGUUUUUAUUCAUAAAUGUUAAAACAUGCCCGAAAAUUAUUUGUUUCCUGCACACGGCCUGUACAAAGAAGUAACUAAAUAAAUUGAAAUUGUUAAACGUAUGCAAAUAAUGGAAAAACAAACAAUGGAAAAUGAAACAUUUUGACCUAAGUUAAAUGUCAAUUAUUAUUUUCAAACUGGAAAGUAUUCAAGAACCUCUAUGUAGUGCAAUUUAAAAACCAUUAACCGCAGCAACAAAGAAAUUCCAGUCAUAUUUAUGCGACUAACAAAACACAAUUUUUAAUUUAUUUUAAACAUACUUUCAUUCACACAAAAAAAGAAGCUAAGCGAAAAAUGUUCUUGUGUUGCAUCAAUUUAAUAAAGAAACAAAUAAUAUAAGUA
Messenger RNA from Drosophila takahashii, 2176 nucleotides. RefSeq names its product nervana 1 (gene nrv1). The record is from RefSeq and is a predicted model, not a curated record. NCBI's taxonomy places the organism in Eukaryota, Metazoa, Arthropoda, Insecta, Diptera, Drosophilidae. Gene Ontology annotation, biological process: intracellular potassium ion homeostasis; potassium ion import across plasma membrane; intracellular sodium ion homeostasis. Gene Ontology annotation, cellular component: sodium:potassium-exchanging ATPase complex. Gene Ontology annotation, molecular function: ATPase activator activity.